This is a messenger RNA of Zophobas morio, 1904 nucleotides long. RefSeq names its product nose resistant to fluoxetine protein 6-like. The transcript has 12 exons. The record is from RefSeq and is a predicted model, not a curated record. Gene Ontology annotation, molecular function: acyltransferase activity, transferring groups other than amino-acyl groups. Lineage: Eukaryota; Metazoa; Arthropoda; Insecta; Coleoptera; Tenebrionidae. The coding region runs from base 8 to 1888 and encodes 626 amino acids.
CACUGUGAUGAAUUCGAAACAUGUUUUAUUUUUGUUAAUUUUUGUUAAUCGAAAAUGGAGCUGUUUUUCCGAAAUUACAGGGAAAGACUAUGACCUCAUGCCGGACAUUUUCCAGUUUGAGGACUACGACAAAUGUUUGUACCACAGUAUUGAAGCAGACCCUACUUAUUGUACAUUCACACUACAGCUACGUCCAGAAAAACCAGAAAAUUCGACCAAAAUUUGGAAAAUAAUUCAAGAAGUAUGUUCAAGCGACCGAAAUUACCGUCACGAUUUAUUACGUUAUGGCACUUGUGCUUCAACGCACUGUUCGAACUUCAACGGCACCCUUUCAGAGUGCUUAAGCCAAAGCUACACCACCCAGUACCAAAAUUUGGGGCUCCUAGGCGAAAUUAGCGCUAUACAAUGUGAGACAAAAAAUUUCAAACACGAGAUAGGGACCCUCGAUGUGGUCAUCCUUGCCUUGUUAGGAAUUUACGUGUUGUUUGUGGUUACCACGACAAUUUGGUUGGAAUUUGCUAAAUAUCAAGCUAGAACUAAAGUUGACCCUGGCCAACACGAAAACAAAACAUCGUCGAUUCAAAAUUUUUUUUCUGUAUUUUCUGUGGUGGAUAAUGUGAGGUCUUUAAUCACAGUUAGCCACAAAACCAAAAACUACAUGAUGUUUUUGCAAACUAUGCGAUUUGCUACUUCUAUCGUGGUCAUACUAGUGCAUGUGGCUGGGUCUGGAAGAGGUACCCCGGUUUUAAACCCACUUCGAGUCGAACAAACCACAAACACUUUGUUUAACAUGAUUUUGGCACAAGUGGGAAUGAUAGUCCAAGUUUUUUUUGUGAUGUCGUCGUGGUUGGUAGCUGUAAGUUUCUUCAAGAAGAUGGAACAUGACCGCAAAGUGGGGUUGGAUUAUGUUGUGCGCUCGAUUUUAAGAAGGUACCUCAGGUUUGCCACAGGAGAAAUCGUACUAAUAGGUUUGCAUGCCACAUGGUUGGUUCACCUCUCCCGUGGCCCCUUCUGGGAACCAGUAAUGGGAACGGAAUACAAAAUGUGUAGAGCGAGAUGGUGGACGAACUUACUCUUCUUCAACAACUUCGUUAUCGACGAUGGAGUGUGUCUGAUCCACACAUGGUACCUAUCAGUGGACUUCCAGUUCACCGUCCUAGGACUCCUUAUUCUCUGGUUAACCCAAAAGAAACCAAAACACUUAUUUCUAGCACUAAGUUUUGUAGCUGCUUUUCAAGUGAUCUUCAUGUUUGUCUAUCUAGCUUGGAAUAAUUUUGAACUUGCGGUGAUCUUCACACCAGAGUUAUCGUACGGCUUCAAGUUUUUGGCGUCGAAAGAAUGGCAAGCAACGUGGACAAGCACUUACUCGAAUCUGGCAGGACUUGUGUUCGGUCUUCUCUUUGGAUACCUACAAGUAAAGCAUCAAAGUGAAAGAUUUUUUACGAAAAGGAAGCACACGAUUCUGUGGUGGAUUUUGACCACACUUCUCGUCAUCGGCAUUCCUCUUUUCUCUUCGUUCUAUAUGACCACUGACUAUUAUUCCAACAGUCGAUGGUUUGCAGCAGCCUACGGCAGUGUGGAUAAGGGUUUGUUCGUUUUUGGAGUCGGGUUGCUAAUUUUUGGCAUGGGUCAAGAGCUUGGAGGUGUUGUAAGGAAGGCUUUCGAGUGGGUUUCUAUGCAUACCAUGGGACGACUGUCAUUUGGUGCUUAUUUGAUUCAUUUUACGUUUGUACAGAUUGACACGGGUUUACGAAGACCUCAUUUCGUGUCAGAGUAUUCACUGGUGUGCGAGACGAUCGUUAAUGUUGUAUUGUCUUAUCUAAGUUCCGUCAUUUUGACUGCGUUUGUUCUAAUACCGAUGGAUGGAUUAACGAAAAAAUUAAUCUAAGAAGUAGCGGUAUAGC